AUGCGAGAAAACACGCAACUCUCUACUUAUCGACGGGACCUUUGGCCGUCUAGGCAGGCCACAGCUGAGUCAUUCACGAGAUCUUCAUUCCAUCAAGCCGGGGAUCCUCGCGUGUUGGAGAAAUGGAUCCAGCACGGACUACGAGAACUCCCAACAGCCCUGUAUCCGUUAAGCAAAAACGAGUUAAAUACUCUUAAUGGUAAGAGAUAUCUGGUCACUCUGACUACUACGCCCCAUCAAGAGGUUCUCACAUUCUCGCGGCCUGUGUAUGACGAGACAGACCAGCCCGGCACGCGUGUCACCCAUCCUGACAUGGACCCACUGUUGCUGAGCGACUUCCCCUUCUACCGGCCCGAGAUGCCCAUGAUCUCCGAGCAGCUUGCCCAUCUCCGAUAG
Molecule: messenger RNA, 396 nt
Organism: Aspergillus melleus
Lineage: Eukaryota; Fungi; Ascomycota; Eurotiomycetes; Eurotiales; Aspergillaceae
Exons: 1
Coding region: 1-396 (131 amino acids)
Source: RefSeq, a predicted model, not a curated record